Molecule: messenger RNA, 1446 nt
Organism: Xiphias gladius (swordfish)
Lineage: Eukaryota; Metazoa; Chordata; Actinopteri; Istiophoriformes; Xiphiidae
Gene: gabrb1
Product: gamma-aminobutyric acid type A receptor subunit beta1
Exons: 9
Coding region: 1-1446 (481 amino acids)
Biological process (GO): nervous system process; monoatomic ion transmembrane transport; regulation of membrane potential
Cellular component (GO): GABA-A receptor complex; synapse; membrane
Molecular function (GO): GABA-A receptor activity; neurotransmitter receptor activity; extracellular ligand-gated monoatomic ion channel activity
Source: RefSeq, a predicted model, not a curated record
AUGUUUUCUGUCCUCAGCGCCAAUGAACCUAGUAACAUGUCUUACGUGAAAGCCACCGUGGACAAGCUCCUGAAGGGCUAUGACAUCCGACUGCGGCCUGAUUUUGGAGGCGCCCCCGUGGAUGUUGGCAUGAGCAUAGACAUUGCCAGUAUUGACAUGGUGUCUGAAGUCAACAUGGACUAUACCAUCACCAUGUACUUCCAGCAGUCCUGGAGAGACAAGCGUCUCUCCUACACAGGAAUUCCUCUCAAUCUCACCCUGGACAACCGAGUGGCAGAUCAGCUGUGGGUCCCUGACACCUACUUCAUUAAUGACAAGAAGUCCUUUGUCCACGGGGUGACAGUGAAGAAUCGAAUGAUCAGACUGCACCCUGAUGGAACCGUGCUCUAUGGUCUCAGGAUCACCACAACAGCUGCCUGCAUGAUGGACCUGCGCAGAUACCCACUGGAUGAGCAGAACUGCACCUUGGAGAUUGAGAGCUAUGGAUACACCACUGAUGACAUCGAGUUCUACUGGCAGGGAGGAAUCAACGGAGGCUCAGUCACUGGGGUGGAGAACAUUGAACUGCCCCAAUUCUCCAUCAUAGACUACCAAACCCUCUCCAAGAAAGCUGUUUUUGCCACAGGCUCCUAUCCACGUCUGUCCCUGAGCUUUAAGCUGAAGAGGAACAUUGGAUACUUCAUCCUGCAAACCUACAUGCCCUCCAUUCUGAUCACCAUCCUGUCCUGGGUCUCCUUCUGGAUCAACUAUGAUGCCUCGGCUGCCAGAGUAGCCUUAGGUAUAACCACGGUUCUGACCAUGACCACUAUCAAUACCCACCUAAGGGAGACUCUGCCCAAGAUCCCCUAUGUCAAGGCCAUUGACAUUUACCUCAUGGGUUGCUUUGUCUUUGUCUUUCUGGCCUUGCUGGAGUAUGCCUUUGUCAACUACAUCUUCUUUGGCCGUGGUCCCCACCUGCAGAAGAAGGUAGCAGAAAAGGCCGCGAAGUCCAACAAUGAGAAUAAGAGCAGGCUGGAGAGCAACAAAGUGCAGGUGGGAAAAAGGGUUUCAGCCCUAAAAAGAGCCAACAAAAUAAAGUUAAUGAAAUCUGAUAACCUCCUUCAGGUUGAUGCUCAUGGCAACAUCCUCCUGACCAACCUAACCAGUGAGAUGGGUGGAGCAGAUAUGAUGGGUGCUCUCAACGACCCUCGGGCUACUAUGUUCUCUUACGACAGUGCCAGCAUACAGUACCGCAAACCCAUAACCAGCCGAGACCUGUACGGACGACCAGCCAUCGACCGGCCAAUGUGUCAUAAGAAGGGCCGCUUGAGGAGAAGGGCCUCACAGCUCAAAGUCAAGAUCCCCGACCUCACAGAUGUUAAUGCCAUAGACAAGUGGUCUCGUGUCGUCUUCCCAAUCACAUUCACCUUCUUCAACCUGGUCUACUGGCUUUACUAUGUCCACUAG